AUGGACACAGCAUACCCUCGUGAGGACCCCCGGCCCCCCGCUUCCCGCAAGGCUGAUGGUGCUGCCCACGUGGGCCUCUCGCUGGCAGCGUCCUGUCCCCCACCUCGAGACCAUCUGAUCUGGUCAGUCUUCAGCACACUCUACCUGAACCUGUGCUGUCUUGGCUUCCUGGCACUUGUGCACUCUGUCAAGGCCCGAGACCAGAAGGUGGCGGGGGACCUGGAGGCUGCACAGCGCUACGGCUCCAAAGCCAAAUGCUACAACAUCCUGGCUGCCAUGUGGUCCCUGGUGCCCCCUCUUCUGCUCCUGGGGCUGGUGGUGACCGGCGCCCUACACCUGUCCCAGCUGGCCAAGGACUCUGCAGCCUUCUUCAGCACCAAGUUCGACGAUGGAGACUAUGACUGA
Dipodomys ordii (Ord's kangaroo rat) is the source of this 405-nucleotide messenger RNA. It is a transcript of the gene Ifitm5, whose product is annotated as interferon induced transmembrane protein 5. Gene Ontology annotation, biological process: bone mineralization; bone morphogenesis. The record is from RefSeq and is a predicted model, not a curated record. Bases 1 to 405 code for a protein of 134 amino acids. Lineage: Eukaryota; Metazoa; Chordata; Mammalia; Rodentia; Heteromyidae. Gene Ontology annotation, cellular component: plasma membrane. The transcript is spliced from 2 exons.